AACAAAAGACAGUACUAAUAUGAAAAAGAAAGAAUAAAACUGAGUAUUGAGAAAUGGGUACUUCAUCCAAAGGUAGCGGAGAAGAGAAAGAAAACAACUUGAAUACGGCGAGCGCGCCUUCUUCACCUCGACGCACAACCGCUCUCUCCGCCACUGAAUCGACAAACUCCACCCCUCACGUCUCAACGAACCCGGUGGAGGAGGGUGAUGCUGUAAAAAAUGGGGGUUUAUUGUAUCCCGAUGAAGUAAAACCUGACGACAAUGAUGAUGGACUUGAUCACCUGGACAGCAAGCAGUACAUUGAGAGGUUUAGGAAUUAUGAGAAUGAAUUCACUCAUCGAAUGUUGGCGAAAUACUUCUCAAGCAAAAGCCCUAAUGGAGGCAACAGUUUUUACGAGGAAAUAACAAUAGGCGAUGAAGUUAUAAAGGCAAGCAGGGUACCUUGUUUCCAGUUAUAUGCUGAUCCUGUCGUCGGUUUUAAAGAGCAAUGCAGCAACGGGUCGUCUUCACCCACAGAAACACAAGCUAACACCCCUAACACCCCUAAUGAGAAAAACAUGGUGAAGAACUGAAGUAGUUUGCAUGGUAAAGGAUGGAUGCAUAUGUUAUCUUAAAAUAGUUUUAACAUAGAGGGAAGCAUUAGUACAAGGAGUCUCGGAACUUAAAAGAAUGGUUAUGACAUCAAAACCAUCAAUUUCAUAGCCUAAGAAAGAUUUCCUGGUUGUGAUCAUUAUUAUUGGGUAAAAUAAUAACUGUGUAAAGAAGGGCUUUUAAGGUAUAUUCACCAAAAAGUAAAUGGCCAUUGUUUUAUUUUGUA
Lathyrus oleraceus (garden pea) is the source of this 817-nucleotide messenger RNA. RefSeq lists its product as uncharacterized. Bases 54 to 572 code for a protein of 172 amino acids. The record is from RefSeq and is a predicted model, not a curated record. The transcript is spliced from 5 exons. Lineage: Eukaryota; Viridiplantae; Streptophyta; Magnoliopsida; Fabales; Fabaceae.